Corylus avellana is the source of this 1741-nucleotide messenger RNA. It is a transcript of the gene TLP5, whose product is annotated as tubby like protein 5. NCBI's taxonomy places the organism in Eukaryota, Viridiplantae, Streptophyta, Magnoliopsida, Fagales, Betulaceae. The record is from RefSeq and is a predicted model, not a curated record. Gene Ontology annotation, molecular function: protein binding.
UUCAAGUCCGAGUCCGAGAGAGAGAGAGAGAGAGAGAGAGUGUGUGGUAAAAAGCGAGAAGCAUCUGAGUGAGCGUGUCUGAGUACAGAGAAGAAGAGGGUGAGCUAUCUGUGAUCUUCAUUUUGGUUGUACUUGAACUUAAGGAUUUGUGGACACUGGUCACCCUUUAACAUAAGCGGAAUAUAUUUAUUCACCCAUACUGGAAGUAAAUUAAAAUCUGGGGCUAUCACUGUGUUGGAGUAAAUGUCGUUCCGAAGUAUAGUUCGUGAUGUAAGGGAUGGACUAGGAAGCUUAUCAAGGCGGAGUUUUGAGGUGAGGCUGCCCGGUCAUCACAGGGGGAAAUCACAUAGCUCAGUCCAUGAGUUGCAUGAUCAGUCUUUAGUAAUCCAGAGCAGCCGUUGGGCUAGUCUCCCACCUGAGCUUUUGCGUGAUGUGAUCAAAAGAUUGGAGGCAAGUGAGAGUGCGUGGCCCGCUCGGAAGCAUGUUGUUGCAUGUGCUGCUGUCUGCAGGACAUGGAGGGAAAUGUGCAAAGAAAUUGUCAAAGGUCCUGAAUUCUCUGGGAAGAUCACCUUCCCUGUCUCCCUGAAGCAGCCGGGGCCUCGGGAUGGAUCCAUUCAAUGCUUCAUUAAGAGGGACAAAUCAAAUUUAACUUACCAUCUUUACCUUUGUCUUAGCCCUGCUUUGCUCGUUGAGAAUGGGAAAUUUCUUCUCUCUGCAAAACGGACCCGACGAACAACUUGCACAGAGUAUGUGAUAUCCAUGGAUGCAGACAACAUUUCAAGAUCAAACAGCACUUACAUUGGAAAACUGAGGUCAAAUUUUCUGGGCACAAAAUUCAUAAUUUAUGAUACACAGCCUCCCUACAAUAAUGGGCAGCUGUCCCCUCCUGGCCGAAGCCGUAGGUUUUACUCAAAAAAGGUUUCUCCCAAGGUCCCGACUGGCAGCUACAACAUUGCCCAGGUCAUAUAUGAGCUCAAUGUGCUAGGCACUAGGGGCCCACGCAGGAUGCAGUGCACAAUGCACUCAAUCCCUGCCGCAGCGCUUGAGCCAGGUGGCACUGUUCCCGGCCAACCUGAGCUCCUCCCUCGUGCCCUUGAGGACUCAUUCCGAAGUAUUUCCUUUUCAAAAUCAAUUGAUAACUCAACCGAGUUUAGCAGCUCCAGGUUCUCUGAUAUUAUUGGGUCCCGUGAUGAAGAAGAAGGAAAAGAGAGACCCUUGGUUCUCCGAAACAAGGCACCAAGAUGGCACGAGCAGUUGCAGUGUUGGUGCCUCAACUUCCGUGGGAGGGUGACUGUUGCCUCUGUGAAGAACUUUCAGCUAAUUGCUGCAACACAGCCUGCUGCUGGUGCACCAACACCAUCACAGCCAGCCCCAUCUGAUCAUGACAAGAUAAUUCUGCAGUUUGGUAAGGUUGGCAAGGAUAUGUUCACCAUGGAUUACCGAUAUCCUCUGUCUGCAUUUCAGGCUUUUGCCAUUUGCUUGAGCAGCUUUGACACUAAGUUGGCAUGUGAAUAGAAGACGAGUAAUUAUGGUGAGAAAUAGAAAUUCUAGUUAAUAAUCUUUUUUUUUUUUCUUCUUUCUUCUCUUUUCUAGGGUUUCAUAGGAUGGAGUGGUUGUAUGCAUUCAUUUGUAAAACUCAAUGCCCUCCAACAAGAACAAUACUAGUUCACAUCGGACCCUUCUUUUCCUUUUCGUUUGUUUUAUCCUUUUCAGUUUGCUUUGUAUGGUUCCAUUUUCUGUC